AGUGCGCAAAAAUAGAAGAUAGGCGAAUGAGACUCUGAACUGAUAAAGGGGGUAUAGUUUGUUCAAUUUGCCAAGGGACAUCCUUUAUUCGUCUUAGUUCGAGCUGCACUUGAUACUUGGGUAAAAUGUUAAGAGUAUUGGAGACGUUAUUGAUCCUCCUGAUGUGGGGUUACUGCGUUCUGGCCACGCAGGUCUCCUUCUCCAACUUCUCCAUGGACAACGAGGUGCGCUCAAGCUUCAUCCAGCGGCGGCUCCGGAGCCAGGAGCGCAGGGAGAUGCAACGGGAGAUCCUCUCCAUCCUGGGGCUGCCGCACCGCCCGCGGCCGCACGUCCACACCAAACAAAACGCUGCGCCGAUGUUCAUGCUGGACCUAUACAACACCAUAUCCACAGACGCACAGCCGCCCGGAUAUUCUUACUACAAGCCCGUUGUACCGACCCAGGUCUCCCCCAUGGUGACCCCGCAGGACAACCGCUUCCUCGAGGACGCAGACAUGGUGAUGAGCUUCGUUAACAUCGUUGAUCAGGAUCAGGAUCAUCUGUUCCAACAGCACAGACGAGAAUUUCGGUUCGACCUUUCCCGAAUCCCAGAGGGAGAGGCCGUUACAGCAGCCGAAUUCAGGAUUUAUAAAGAAUUCAUCCAGGAAAGCUUCGAGAACCAGACGUUCAGAGUCAACGUGUACCAGGUCCUGCAGCAACCUCCAAAUAGUGAAGUGGAGCUCCUCUUGCUGGACCAGCGAGAAGUGUGGGCUGCAGAGGAGGGCUGGCUCAUCUUUGACCUCACGGCCACCAGUAACCUGUGGCUGUCGGACCCUGAGCAGAACCUGGGCCUACAUCUGGUCCUGGAGGACAGCCGCGGUAAGUCACUGAACCCCCUGCUGGCAGGUCUGGUGAUCGGCAGUGGACCUCAGGACAGGCAGCCUUUCAUGGUCGCCUUCUUCAGAGCCGAUGAGGUGCGUUUACGCAGCAUCCGCUCCGCUCAGGGCCACAAAGGGCGCCAUUCUAACCGCUCCAAAUCCCAGAGGACUGUUCAAGAUGCACUGAAGGCCGUAGAGACUGCAACAGAUAACCUCAGCAUCUCUAAAGAGGGAUGUAAAAAGCACGAGCUGUAUGUCAGCUUCAGGGAUUUGGGAUGGCAGGACUGGAUCAUAGCACCAGAGGGUUAUGCAGCGUACUACUGUGAGGGAGAAUGUGCCUUCCCUCUAAACUCCUACAUGAAUGCCACCAAUCAUGCUAUUGUGCAAACUCUGGUGCACUUUAUCAACCCGGAGACGGUCCCAAAGCCCUGCUGUGCACCUACCCAGCUCCAUGGCAUCUCUGUGCUGUACUUUGACGACAGCUCCAAUGUCAUCCUCAAGAAGUACCGCAACAUGGUGGUCAGAGCUUGUGGCUGUCACUGACCGCCUCUUCCCCCCUCGCGUGAGCUCUUU
Labrus bergylta (ballan wrasse) is the source of this 1430-nucleotide messenger RNA. The record is from RefSeq and is a predicted model, not a curated record. NCBI's taxonomy places the organism in Eukaryota, Metazoa, Chordata, Actinopteri, Labriformes, Labridae.